UCGUGUGUAUAUACAUAUCGUACCCAUUUCGGACUGCCCAGUAGCUAGUAGGAUUAACAAGUCUCGCAGUCGAGCAGGUGUCGUUCGGCGUAUCGACCUUUUGCUUGGCUUCUCGGACGAGCGACUUGGCUCCUCAAGCCAUCGUGCCCCUGGACUUGACCUCUGCUCAACCCCCUCUACCCAUGGUGCAAGACGACCUCGCCUCCAGUCCUCCUCGAUCGCUAUCACAAUCUAACCUCUCGUCCGAGUCAUCUGCAUGGAUCUUGCCAUCCCCGCACGAAUCCGACACAUCCAACCGGUCGGCUCAGUACUUGACCAUCCCUGAGCCUAGAGCGAGAGCAGUGGUAUCGACGGCCCCCCACGAAAAGGACAAGGACGAGCACCAGACGCAUACUCCUCGUCGGAGACUGAGCCGGGGGAGUACGACGUCGUCAGUGACCUCGACACAGGCGAUAGCAGGGAGCACGGGAGGGACGGACGAUAGCGGGAUGAUGAUCAUGCCGGACGACUUGAUAGAGACUGGGGAUUUCCGGUACCCCACUCCAGAGACUUUCGGCCCGCAAUACUGGGAACGACGUCGAGAGCUAUGGUUAUCCGGCCAACUGUACCCUCACGACCCCACUCUACCCCAGGCUGGACCAUAUCUCGGGUCUAACAACCUGCCAUGGACGUCCCCAGAGGCUGCCAACGUCAACAACAAUGGAACCAGUUCGCACAACUCGUUGUCCCACUACUUGGGACUGUCGAUGAAAGCUAGGGGUAAACUCCCUUCGUUCCUCGUCAACGCCUUGCCUGGAUCGUCAUCGGCUGCUGCGGCAAAUCCCCAUGCAAACGGAAGUGCUGCUUCGACCGAUCUCCGUUCCUCGUCGGGCGCUCAGAAUCCCUCGCAAGCUCUCUCGGCCGGUGCGAUCGUCCCGUCCAACCCGUCUUCCCUGGCUCAAGAUCGAGCAGGCGCCAAUCCGAACUCGAAUUCAAAUCCGAUGUCUUAUUCGCAAUAUCAGACCGCUCGAUCUACCCCUAACCCUCUUGUGUCCAAGAAGGGCAAGGGAGGUGGAGCGGACGACCCGAUCGACCGGUUAGAAGCUUUAUUAGCGGAACCGGGUUCUGAAGAGUCGGAUAGGGUGUGGAAACAAGGGGGACUCGAAGCCGUCUGGAAAUUUCUGAUAGAUGGCAAGAUGCUCAAACGGGGGAUCAGGUUGGGGUUGGCUGUCAAGAUAUUACGGGCGGGCUGGAUACACGAUGGGACCUGGCCAGCGUCGUACACACUUAGCGGAGCAUCGAAAUCUCAGCUGGAGAUGUUGAACAACGAUCCGUUCUUUGCGAGUCCUCCGAAGCAGACGACUGCACUACCUCCAACGCUGCUACAGACCGAGGUACAGGAUACAGCCACGGCUACGACAGGGAUAGAUAUGCAGGUCGAUGCAAAUGGACGGCCAGUGGUCGAAUUGGAACAGGUACCGGAACCGAUAGAUAUACCACAGACAACGGAUUCGGGCCGCCAUCCGCAGCAGUAGGAAGGUGUAUGACGCGAGUACGUUGCGUGCUGGAUGAUGUGGGAUUGAUUGUGUGGGGAUAGUUUUAGUAUAAAAGACGAGAUAUAAUAAUGGUCAACUUUGGAAACGAAUACCGAGAGCCUUUGAC
Filobasidium floriforme is the source of this 1641-nucleotide messenger RNA. RefSeq lists its product as uncharacterized. The transcript is spliced from 3 exons. NCBI's taxonomy places the organism in Eukaryota, Fungi, Basidiomycota, Tremellomycetes, Filobasidiales, Filobasidiaceae. The record is from RefSeq and is a predicted model, not a curated record. Bases 183 to 1514 code for a protein of 443 amino acids.